Molecule: messenger RNA, 651 nt
Organism: Schistosoma turkestanicum
Lineage: Eukaryota; Metazoa; Platyhelminthes; Trematoda; Strigeidida; Schistosomatidae
Source: the annotation of a GenBank genome assembly
AUGACGAUGAAGAAUACUGAUAGUGUGAUUCAAUCCAAUAUGCAUGUUUCUUGUGAAUUAUAUAAGAAAACCGGUCUGUUAUUGAAAUCCUCCUCAUCGAAGAAAACAUUCCGUUCAACGUAUCAGUCGAACAUGCUGAUUAAACGUAUUCAUUGUAAAAAACAAUGUGUUCAUUGGAAUGAUCAGAUUCAACCGAGAAACUCUUUAUACUGUUUCAUUUCUUCGUCUACAUCGAAUCGAAUGUAUUCGAAAGCUAUAUGUCAUGCAGUGUCAUUAGUGUCGUCACGAUCCCCGUCAUCCGCCGUAUCAUCAUCAUCAUCCUCAUGUUCAACAUCGUCGACAUCAACACCUUCACCUUCAUGGUCUCCUUCAUGCAAUUCAUCUUCGUUUAGUUCGUAUUCAUCUUUAGAAACAAUCGGAAUGUAUUCAAAUCACAAUACAGAAUCGGAUAACUAUUCAUCUAGUGAAUCAGAGAAUACUUUCAAUAAUUCACUUCGGAAUAAGCAAUCAUUGAAUAGAACAUCUGAUUUUUGUAAGACAUCAAUGUCAUCAGAAUCAUCGUCAACAUCGUCAUCAUUAAUGUUAUCAAAUCAAGUGUAUACUUGUAAGAAAUGUGAAAAAGUUUGUGUUAAUCAUAAGCGUAAGUUAUGA